This is a messenger RNA of Phragmites australis (common reed), 1195 nucleotides long. RefSeq names its product nuclear transcription factor Y subunit A-6-like. The coding region runs from base 216 to 935 and encodes 239 amino acids. Gene Ontology annotation, cellular component: CCAAT-binding factor complex. Gene Ontology annotation, molecular function: DNA-binding transcription factor activity, RNA polymerase II-specific; RNA polymerase II cis-regulatory region sequence-specific DNA binding. The record is from RefSeq and is a predicted model, not a curated record. Gene Ontology annotation, biological process: regulation of transcription by RNA polymerase II. The transcript has 6 exons. NCBI's taxonomy places the organism in Eukaryota, Viridiplantae, Streptophyta, Magnoliopsida, Poales, Poaceae.
UCUGCUUUUUCAGUGCAAUUAGACAAAGUAGUUGGUGAGCAGACAAAGAAGGAGAGUUAAGGGCCAACAGCCCCCAACAGAAAAAACAAAGCAAGACUGCAAAGACAGUGUGUGAGAGGCAGAGAGAGAGAGGGAGAGAGAGAGAGAGACCUUGCAGAGGAGAGAAGCAAGGUGGGAAAGAGGCAACAAGGGAGGAGGGCUGCCGGAAGGGGUACAUGCUCCCUCCUCAUCUCACAGAAAAUGGCACAAUAAUGAUUCAAUUUGGUCAUCAAAUGCCUGAUUACGAGUCAUCAGCUACCCAGUCAACUGGUGAGAGUCAUCAAGAAGUGUCUGGAAUGAGUGAAGGAAGCCUUAACGAGCAUAAUGAUCAAUCAGGUAAUCUCAAUGGUUACACAAAGAGUGAUGAAAAUAAGAUGAUGUCAGCUUUAUCUCUGGGCAAUCCAGAUUAUGCACAUCCAAAACCGGACCGUAGUCAGUCCUUUGCCAUAUCAUACCCAUAUGCUGAUUCAUUCUAUAGCGGUGCCGUGGCAACUUAUGGUUCACAUGCUAUUCAGAUGCACCCCCAGAUUGUGGGCAUGGUGUCAUCCUCUCGAGUGCCAUUACCAAUUGAACCAGCUGCUGAAGAGCCCAUCUAUGUAAAUGCAAAGCAGUAUCAUGCAAUCCUCCGAAGGAGACAGCUCCGUGCAAAGUUAGAGGCUGAAAACAAGGUGGUAAAAAGUCGCAAGCCAUACCUUCACGAAUCUCGGCAUCUACAUGCCAUGAAGAGAGCUCGGGGAACAGGCGGGCGAUUCCUCAACACUAAGCAGCAGUCAGAGGGUCCUGGCGAUGGCACCUCAGACGCGCAACGCAUGCCCGCAAACGGUGGCCUGUUCACGAAGCACGAGCACAACUUAUCACCCAGUGAUCUCCAUUAUCACGCGAGAGGGGGCGCUUAAGGAGUCCCAUGGCAACUCAUCCUUGGCUUAUGUGUGGUGGCGCUCAGCAAUUCGACUCAACUUCAAUGUAAACUAAACCUGGCGGCGCGCAACUGUAACUAGGUGUGGUCGAAUUGGCAUUCAUUCUGACAUUCUGUUCCUGCGCGUCUUGGGUCUGGAGACGACGCAGUUGUUGCCAGUUCUCUGUUGAAGCUAGACUUGCACCUGUUUCCUGUAACAUUUUGUUCCUAAGAUGACAAGACUCCAAUAACCGUCCUGUA